Messenger RNA from Neopelma chrysocephalum (saffron-crested tyrant-manakin), 1251 nucleotides. It is a transcript of the gene SELPLG, whose product is annotated as selectin P ligand. Gene Ontology annotation, biological process: hemopoiesis; leukocyte tethering or rolling. The record is from RefSeq and is a predicted model, not a curated record. The coding region runs from base 1 to 1251 and encodes 416 amino acids. Gene Ontology annotation, cellular component: plasma membrane. NCBI's taxonomy places the organism in Eukaryota, Metazoa, Chordata, Aves, Passeriformes, Pipridae. The transcript has a single exon.
AUGGCACCGGGCCGGGCUGUGCUGGUGCUGCUGGUGGUGCUGGUGCUGAGCCCCCCGCGGGUGAGCGGGACUGCGCUGGGGCAGCCCCAGGGCGGGCAGUGGCUCUGGGGGGCGGCCGGGCGGGCGCUGCCCCUCUCCCGCGGGAAGAGGGACGAUGGUGGGCAGGACCCCGGUGCCACCGCAGCCACACCGGGGCACAGCCACGCUGCCACCGCGCUGAUCAGCAGUGACCAGCCCGAGGGCGGCUCUGUGCCACCACCAGCACCCGGCACCAAGGCCAGCCUGUUCCGGGUGCCAACCACCGCCGACCCCAUGGAUGAGACCGAUUCCCCUGAUCCCGACCUGCUGCUGAGCUCUGCAUCACCGGCACCCAGCACCAAUGCCAGCCUGCUCCGGGUGCUUGGAGCGCUAACCACAGCCGAUCCCGUGGAUGAGACUGAUUCCCCUGAUCCCGACCUGCUCCUGAGCUCUGCACCACCACCAGCAGUGCCUGGCAGCAACGUCAGCCUGCUCUGGGCACUCACAGUGUCAACCACAGCUGAUCCCAUGGAUGAGACAGACUCCCCCGAUCCCGACCUGCUGCUGAGCUCUGCAUCACAGUCCCCCAGCACCAACGCCAGCCUGAACCGGGCACUCACAGUGCCAACCACAGCCGAUCCCAUGGAUGAGACUGAUUCCCCUGAUCCCGACCUGCUGCUGGGGCCCGGCACAUCGGCUGCUCCCCAAAGGAGCGUCAGCACCACCCCCAGCUGGCUCACACCACCUGGCAGGGAGGGGACAGUGGCUGGUGGCACGGACAGCACCUCCUCCACAGGGCCACCCUCAACAGCCCCCUCAGCCCUCGGCCCCACCACCACGGGGUACAGUAAAGUCAAGAAAGCCGGAGCUCCCCCCGCACCGACCCGUUCGGCCCCUGGGGACACGACACCGACGGGCACCGCGGUGCCUUGGGACCCCAGCGGGGUGAUGGGCAAGUGCCUGCUGGCCAUCCUGCUGCUGGGGCUGGUGGCCGCCACCUUCCUGGUGAGCACGGGGGUGCUGGGGGCGCUGCUGUGGCGGCGGGCGCGGACGGGGCACCGCCGGCUCAGCCGCACCGAGAUGGUUUGUAUCUCGUCCCUCUUGGCCGACGCCGAGGCGGCCGCGGGGCCCCGGCCUGUCCCCGCCCGGCGGCACAAGCGGCUGCACGACGGCAGCGCCGAGCCCGACGGGGACAACCUGACUCUCAGCAGCUUCCUGCCGGAGCAGUCCUGA